Saccharomyces eubayanus is the source of this 726-nucleotide messenger RNA. It is a transcript of the gene PRE7, whose product is annotated as proteasome core particle subunit beta 6. Bases 1 to 726 code for a protein of 241 amino acids. The transcript has a single exon. The record is from RefSeq and is a predicted model, not a curated record. Gene Ontology annotation, cellular component: proteasome core complex. NCBI's taxonomy places the organism in Eukaryota, Fungi, Ascomycota, Saccharomycetes, Saccharomycetales, Saccharomycetaceae.
AUGACCACUAUAGCGUCGGAAUACUCUUCAGAGGUGUCGAACACCCCCGUUGAACAUCAAUUCAACCCCUACGGUGAUAAUGGUGGUACCAUUCUAGGUAUUGCAGGCGAAGAUUUCGCGGUGUUGGCGGGUGAUACAAGAAACAUCACUGAUUACUCGAUUAACUCUCGUUAUGAGCCCAAGGUCUUUGACUGUGGUGACAAAAUAGUGAUGUCGGCCAACGGGUUUGCCGCUGACGGUGACGCCUUGGUGAAAAGAUUCAAGAAUAGUGUGAAAUGGUACCAUUUCGACCACAACGAUAAAAAGCUAUCCAUAAACUCAGCUGCCAGGAAUAUCCAACAUCUUCUAUACGGGAAAAGGUUCUUCCCCUACUACGUUCACACCAUUAUUGCUGGUCUUGACGAAAACGGUAAAGGUGCCGUGUACUCGUUCGACCCAGUCGGCUCCUACGAGAGAGAACAGUGCAGGGCUGGUGGCGCUGCAGCUUCUUUGAUCAUGCCUUUUUUGGACAACCAAGUCAAUUUCAAAAACCAGUAUGAGCCAGGUACCGACGGUAGAGUCAAGAAGCCUUUGAAGUACCUGUCCGUGGAAGAAGUUAUCAAAUUGGUGAGAGACUCAUUCACAUCUGCUACAGAAAGACAUAUUCAGGUUGGUGACGGGCUGGAAAUCCUCAUCGUCACCAAGGAUGGUGUAAGGAAAGAAUUUUAUGAACUGAAAAGAGAUUAA